Acyrthosiphon pisum (pea aphid) is the source of this 1630-nucleotide messenger RNA. Its product is annotated as exosome complex exonuclease RRP44. The coding region runs from base 16 to 1572 and encodes 518 amino acids. The record is from RefSeq and is a predicted model, not a curated record. Gene Ontology annotation, cellular component: cytoplasmic exosome (RNase complex); nuclear exosome (RNase complex). Gene Ontology annotation, biological process: nuclear mRNA surveillance of mRNA 3'-end processing; rRNA catabolic process. The transcript has 7 exons. NCBI's taxonomy places the organism in Eukaryota, Metazoa, Arthropoda, Insecta, Hemiptera, Aphididae. Gene Ontology annotation, molecular function: endonuclease activity; 3'-5'-RNA exonuclease activity; RNA binding.
UUUUCAUUUUUUUUUAUGAUCUUAUUUUUACAGGACUUUGUGGGCAGAAAAGACUUUCGUGAUUUGGAUAUUUGUUCGGUUGACCCUCCAGGUUGUACAGAUAUAGAUGAUGCAUUACAUUGUAUGCCUUUGGACAAUGGAAAUUUCCAAGUUGGUGUGCACAUUGCAGAUGUUACUCAUUUUGUUAAACCUGGUACAGCCAUAGAUCUAGAAGCCAGCCAACGUGCCACUACUGUGUAUCUAACUGGAAGACGUAUCGAUAUGGUACCAGGCUUAUUGAGUUCAAACUUAUGUUCUUUAAGAGGAGGAGAAGAACGUUUGGCAUUUUCUUGUGUCUGGGAGAUGACUCCAAAUGCAGACAUUGUUAAUAGUACUUAUACAAAAAGUGUUAUUAAGUCAAAAGCAGCUAUGACUUACGAUCAAGCACAGUUAAUAAUUGACGAUCAGAACCAAGAUAAUUCUAUUGCCCUGGGAUUGAGACAGCUUAAUAAGUUUGCAAAGAUUCUUAAAAAACGUCGUAUUGAAGCUGGAGCAUUGGUCUUGGCCUCACCUGAAAUUCGUUUCCUCGUAGACAAUGAAACAAGAGAUCCAUUAGACGUAGAAGUAAAACAGUUAAAAGAAACCAAUUCAAUGGUAGAAGAAUUUAUGUUGUUAGCUAACGUAGAAGUUGCAAAAAAGAUAUACUCAGAUUUUCCAGAAUUUGCAGUUUUAAGACGUCAUCCUAAGCCACCACCUUCAAACUUUGAGUCUCUUAUUAAAGCUGCAGCACAUUUGGGAGUGGAAUUAAAUGUGGACACUAGCAGAGACUUGGCAAAUUCUUUAGAUAAAGCUGUUAAACUAGAUAAUCCAUUUUUCAAUACAAUGCUCCGUAUUUUGGCCACUCGGUGUAUGUUACAAGCCGUUUAUUUUGCUAGUGGCACAAAAACCUAUGAUGAAUUUUUACAUUAUGGAUUGGCUGCUCCUAUUUAUACUCAUUUUACAUCUCCAAUUAGAAGGUAUGCCGAUGUGAUGGUUCAUAGACUUUUGGCUGUAUCUGUUGCAGUAGAUAAUACUACACCUGAAAUGCUUGACAAACGAAAAAUUGAAGCACUGUGCCAAACUUUAAAUACCAGAACCCGUAUGUCAGCUUAUGCUGAGCGAGCAUCAGUUGCUUUAAAUACUCAUAUAUUUUUCCGUGGAAAAAUCAGAGAUGAAGAAGGUUACAUAUUGUAUGUUAGAAAAAAUGCUUUACAAAUACUCAUACCAAAAUAUGGUUUGGAAGGAACUCUUUUCUUGUCACCUCGUAAAGGGCAAUUACAAGCGGCUACAUUCAUCUAUAAUGAAGAGGAGCAAACCCAGAGGUGUGGGGAUAUAGUUUUUCGAACUUUUGAUCCAGUAAGCAUUCAGUUAAGUCUUGACAGCAGCAAUGUUCAACAUGAAAGAAUUGUUUUGAAGCUGGUCAAACCGGAAAUACUAAAUUUCAGUGUACCAUCAAUAACUGCAAGUACAGUUGCUGUACAACAACCACAGAAGAACCCUCUUGAACCAUGUGAUUCUCCAUGUGAACCACAACUUAAAAAAGCCAAAAUUUAAAAAUCAAAUUGUUUAUUCUGUUACAAAUAAUAAAAUAAUUUCAUAAACUUAUACUAAA